AUGGGUCACUCCCCAAACAACGGUGGUGCAGGCAGUGGCUCUUGCACGCCAACGCCCUCGUCAUCUAUGGGUCAGAUCAGAAUGAUGUGCCACGCAUGCUACAGUUCACAUCACGGGUACUCUCCUCGCAUUGAAUUCACAUCAGAUGAGGCCGCCUUGUGGGUCAUAUUGUCAAAUCCGUGUGCCCUCGCCCUGGAUCGCAUAGCAUUAGCCUACUUUUCUCCUAUGGGCAAGCUUACAAAAAGGCAGGAAUCGGAUCCACAGAACUCUCUCGUGAUUUUCGAGCAAAAGAUCAUAGCAGAUGAAGAUGUUCUACAGAAGGGCGUGAAGACCCGUGAUGUUCCCGAACGUAGACAUAUCCCAUUGAAGUCAGGGAUUCAAGGCACCUCCUAUAACACGCCGCGCAGCAGCUCUCAAAGAUACGAGAUGUAUAUUGACUUCAUCCCAAGGCUCCCAAUCAUCCGCGACUUUGUUAACUCAGUCGACGCAAGGGAGCCAGGCGAAAAUGAUGCGAGCGAGAACUUCAGCAUUUCUUAUAGGAGACUCGAAUGUUUCCAAGUCCAAUCUUCCAAGAGAAGGAUUGUUGUCCAGGUAGAUGGAGGAAUCAGGACAAUCGAGCUGAAGAAAUCGCAGCUGUCUGGGACAGCGCACGAAAGAGUCGCUCAGCCUCUGUCGAAGACACAACUUCCGAUCAUGAUCCAGAACCUUUUCAACGAGGGGAAAUUAUCCAACGCCGCCAAGAGGUGCACCAUGACCACGCACUUCAAGAAUUCCCACUUCAACCCAGAGUGGGGAGGUUAG
Messenger RNA from Suillus subalutaceus, 801 nucleotides. RefSeq lists its product as uncharacterized. The record is from RefSeq and is a predicted model, not a curated record. Bases 1 to 801 code for a protein of 266 amino acids. NCBI's taxonomy places the organism in Eukaryota, Fungi, Basidiomycota, Agaricomycetes, Boletales, Suillaceae. The transcript is spliced from 7 exons.